Molecule: messenger RNA, 3760 nt
Organism: Equus quagga
Lineage: Eukaryota; Metazoa; Chordata; Mammalia; Perissodactyla; Equidae
Gene: EVI5L
Product: ecotropic viral integration site 5 like
Exons: 20
Coding region: 159-2588 (809 amino acids)
Source: RefSeq, a predicted model, not a curated record
GCGGCUGAGGGGGCCGGGCCGGGGCUGCGGGGCGAGCGGCGCGGCGGGGAUCCGGCAGCGCGGCCCGGGACGGCGAGGCUCGGCACGGCGAUGGCGGCGCGCUCGGCGCAGGCAGAUCUGUGACGCAGCCCCACUCGCAGCCGGUGAGCCUGCCCACCAUGGCAAGCCCCACUCUGAGCCCCGACUCCUCGUCCCAGGAGGCCCUGUCGGCCCCCACCUGCUCCCCAACCUCGGACUCCGAGAACCUCAGCCCCGAUGAGCUGGAGCUGCUGGCCAAGCUCGAAGAGCAGAACCGGCUCCUGGAGGCCGACUCCAAGUCCAUGCGUUCCAUGAAUGGCUCCCGGCGGAACAGCGGCUCCUCGCUCGUGUCCAGCUCCUCAGCCUCCUCCAACCUGAGCCACCUGGAGGAGGACACGUGGAUCCUGUGGGGCCGGAUCGCCAACGAGUGGGAAGAGUGGCGGCGCAGGAAGGAGAAGCUGCUCAAGGAGCUGAUCCGCAAGGGCAUCCCGCACCACUUCCGGGCCAUCGUGUGGCAGCUCCUGUGCAGCGCCACGGACAUGCCCGUCAAGAACCAGUACUCGGAGCUCCUCAAGAUGUCCUCGCCGUGCGAGAAGCUGAUCCGCAGGGAUAUCGCCCGCACCUACCCGGAGCACGAGUUCUUCAAGGGCCAGGACAGCCUGGGGCAGGAGGUCCUCUUCAACGUCAUGAAGGCGUACUCCCUGGUGGACCGGGAGGUGGGCUACUGCCAAGGCAGCGCCUUCAUCGUGGGCCUGCUCCUCAUGCAGAUGCCCGAGGAGGAGGCCUUCUGUGUGUUCGUGCGGCUGAUGCAGGAGUACCGCCUGCGCGAGCUCUUCAAGCCCAGCAUGGCCGAGCUGGGACUCUGCAUCUACCAGUUCGAGUACAUGCUGCAGGAGCAGCUCCCGGACCUGAACACUCACUUCCGCUCCCAGAGCUUCCACACGUCCAUGUACGCCUCGUCCUGGUUCCUCACGCUCUUCCUGACCACCUUCCCGCUGCCCGUUGCCACCCGUGUCUUCGACAUCUUCAUGUAUGAGGGCCUGGAGAUCGUGUUCCGGGUGGGCCUCGCCCUGCUGCAGGUGAACCAGACAGAGCUGAUGCAGCUGGACAUGGAGGGCAUGUCCCAGUACUUCCAGAGGGUGAUCCCCCGGCAGUUCGACAGCUGCCCAGACAAGCUGAUCCUGAAGGCUUAUCAGGUCAAGUACAACCCCAAGAAGAUGAAGAGGCUGGAGAAGGAGUAUGCAGCCAUGAAGAGCAAGGAGAUGGAGGAGCAGAUCGAGAUCAAAAGGCUUCGCACCGAGAACCGGCUCCUGAAACAGCGGAUUGAGACCCUGGAGAAGGAGAGCGCUGCUCUGGCUGAUAGGUUAAUCCAGGGGCAGGUGACACGCGCGCAGGAGGCCGAGGAGAACUACGUCAUCAAGCGGGAACUGGCGGUGGUGCGGCAGCAGUGCAGCUCGGCGGCCGAGGACCUGCAGAAGGCGCAGAGCACCAUCCGCCAGCUGCAGGAGCAGCAGGUACCAGGCCAGGAUAACCCGCGCCUCACCGAGGACUUCGUGGCCCACCUGGAGACGGAGCUGGAGCAGUCGCGGCUGCGGGAGACAGAGACGCUGGGGGCCCUGCGGGAGAUGCAAGACAAGGUCCUCGACAUGGAGAAGAGGAACAGCUCGCUGCCCGACGAGAACAACGUGGCGCGGCUGCAGGAGGAGCUGAAGGCGCUCAAGGUGCGGGAGGGCGAGGCCGUGGCCUCGGCGCGGGAGCUGAAGCUGCAGCUGCAGGAGCUCUCGGACACCUGGCAGGCCCACCUGUCGCGCGGCGGCCGCUGGAAGGAGUCCCCGCGGAAGCUGGUCCUGGGCGAGCUGCAGGACGAGCUGAUGAGCGUGCGUCUGCGCGAGGCCCAGGCUCUGGCCGAGGGCCGCGAGCUGCGGCAGCGCGUGGUGGAGCUCGAGACGCAGGACCACAUCCACCGCAACCUGCUGAACCGCGUGGAGGCGGAGCGCGCGGCGCUGCAGGAGAAGCUGCAGUACCUGGCGGCCCAGAACAAGGGGCUGCAGACGCAGCUCAGCGAAAGCCGCCGCAAGCAGGCGGAGGCCGAGUGCAAGAGCAAGGAGGAGGUGAUGGCCGUGCGCCUGCGGGAGGCGGACAGCAUGGCGGCGGUGGCCGAGAUGCGGCAGCGCAUCGCCGAGCUGGAGAUCCAGAGGGAGGAGGGCCGCAUCCAGGGCCAGCUGAACCACUCGGACUCGUCGCAGUACAUCCGCGAGCUCAAGGACCAGAUCGAGGAGCUGAAGGCCGAGGUGCGGCUGCUGAAGGGCCCGCCGCCCUUCGAGGACCCGCUGGCCUUCGACGGGCUCGGCCUGGCGCGGCACCUGGAUGAGGACUCGCUGCCGUCGUCGGACGAGGAGCUGCUGGGCGUGGGCGUGGGCGCCGCGCUGCAGGACUCGCUCUACCCGCUGUCGCCGCGCGACGCGCGCUUCUUCCGCCGUCUGGAGCGGCCGGCCAAGGACAGCGAGGGCAGCUCAGACAGCGACGCCGACGAGCUGGCCGCGCCCUACAGCCAGGGCCUGGACAACUGAGGCCGCGCCCGCGUGCCCGGAGCCAGGGGGCCGCAGGCCGCGCGUCACAAACUCCGCCCGGCCCGAGGGCUAGGCCCAGCGCGCCAGGGCGCAGAGGGCGGGGCCCGAGUCCGAGGAUCGUCAGGGUCCCCGGCAGGCCCACCCUCCCCAUCAGUGUUUACCCAGCUUGGUCGUGGUCCUUCGGCCCCAGUUCCCCGGAGGUCCCGCCCCUCUUAACAGCGAGGGCCAGGGUCGACCAGGGGUCCCAGGACUGGAUGGGCAGGAAGUCCCCUCCCCCCAGCAGACCUCUUUCUGGGACAAGGGUGGCCCUGCUGGGAAGGGCCCAGGAGCUAAAGGAGGCCUGAGGAAGAAAGGGCAGCUCUGGGCUGGACAGUCCCACCCCCCAAUGCCCCUGGGGACCCUUGGCCGCUGGGGACAGAUGGCCAGGCUGUGCUUUCCUGCCUGGUGCAGGCAUCGUGGCCCCUGCAGCAGAAACCAAAGCCCCCCUACUGUGCAGGGCCACCUGGGGUGUGUGGCCAGCAGGAACCAGCCCAGGCCUGGGCACUGGCUGGCCCUGCUGCUCGGGGCCCAGAGCGGCUGGGAGGACGGCAUGAGACCCCCUCCCCAGUGCCCCCCUCUCCCUCUGUGAGACAUCCCAUCACCCCGGCAUGGCCAGUGAUGGAGGGGCUCCCCCUCCAUCUGCCCAGGCCAGCCUCCUCUCCAGGGCGUCCCAGCCUCCACUUCCCUCCUUCCCUGGGUCCCCAGCCCCACCCUCCAGCCCAGGCCAGGCCCCAGGGGAGGAGGCUUGCCAGCCGGGUACCUCCCGGAGCCUCCCCGUGGUGGCCCCGUGGUCUCUGCGGAGCCGGAGCCGAGAACGGUGCCAAAGUCCAGCAAUGCCCCCAGACCCUUGUCCCCGGGCCUCGUGACCCUCGGGGCUGCCCCUCUCGGUGCUCCUGGAGCCUCGAGCCGCGUCACGGCAGUCUCCCUGGCACCUCCAGGGUGGGCAUCCGCACUCAGUCCCCAUCCCCGGUCGCCCGCUCCUCAGUGUUACAAAGCCUGGGGACCAGUGUGGGCAUCUCGGGCUCUCACGUGUGCCCCCCACAAUGCCCACCAUCAUUUUGCACACUGCCUGUUCACACUCCACAUGUCGCCCAGGCGGGAAAGAUGGAAAAUAAAGUGUAUUUACACAGUCA